Argentina anserina (silverweed cinquefoil) is the source of this 2054-nucleotide messenger RNA. Its product is annotated as vacuolar-sorting receptor 6-like. The coding region runs from base 153 to 2045 and encodes 630 amino acids. Lineage: Eukaryota; Viridiplantae; Streptophyta; Magnoliopsida; Rosales; Rosaceae. Gene Ontology annotation, molecular function: calcium ion binding. The record is from RefSeq and is a predicted model, not a curated record. The transcript has 12 exons.
AGAGAGAGCUAAACCCCUUCUCUAUAAGACAAACAAACCUCUGGAAAACCCACCAAACCAACCUUUCUUAUUAUCCAAUUCUCCACUCUCCCACCAGUACAAAACUCAUCGCAGCAAGAUUUUGUAGCUUAUGAUAAUCAAAGCCUGACUGCAUGGAUUUGCUAUCGAAGUUUACGUUUCUACUUGCGGUGUUGGCUGUUCUUGGGCACCAUGUUGGUGUUUAUGGAAGGUUUGUGGUGGAGACUGGUAGUAUUAAAGUUCUGUAUCCAAUGGCUCUGAGGGGUCAUCAUGAUGGUGCAAUUGGCAACUUUGGUCUGCCGGAUUAUGGAGGCUCCUUGGUAGGUACUGUGGUUUAUCCUGAGAAAGGGUCUACUGGGUGUGAAGCUUUUGAGGGUGAUAAGCCUUUCAGGUCUCAGAUGUCUCGCCCCACUAUUCUUCUUCUUGAUCGUGGAGGUUGCUACUUUGCUUUGAAGGUGUGGAAUGCUCAAGAGGCAGGAGCUACAGCCGUUUUAGUGGCUGACAGUGUUGAAGAGCCUCUAAUUACAAUGGACUCGCCAGAGGAGAGUAAAGAUGCAGAUGGUUACAUAGAGAAGAUUGGAAUCCCAUCAGCUUUAAUAGAGAAAUCAUUUGGUGACAGCUUGAAGGAUGCUGUGAAAAACAAGGAAGAUGUUGUGGUGAAACUUGACUGGAGAGAGUCAGUUCCCCACCCUGAUCAAAGAGUUGAGUAUGAGUUCUGGACAAACAGCAAUGACGAAUGUGGGGCUCGCUGUGAUGAGCAAAUGAGUUUUGUCAAAAACUUCAAAGGUCAUGCUCAGAUUCUUGAGAAAGGGGGUUACACUCUUUUCACUCCACAUUACAUAACCUGGUAUUGCCCUCAGGCUUUUGUCCUUACCGCUCAAUGCAAGUCUCAAUGUAUAAACCAGGGGAGGUACUGUGCACCAGAUCCGGAGAAAGAUUUCGGAGAAGGGUACCAAGGCAAGGAUGUGGUAUUUGAGAACUUGAGGCAGCUUUGUGUGCAUAGAGUUGCCAAGGAGAGCAACCGGUCAUGGGUCUGGUGGGAUUUUGUGACAGACUUCCAUAUCAGAUGUUCCAUGAAAGAAAAGCGUUACAGCAAAGAAUGUGCUGAGGAUGUCAUGAAAUCACUUGAUUUGCCUACUGACAAGGUUAAAAAAUGUAUGGGCAAUCCUGAAGAUGAUGUGGAGAAUGAAGUGCUGAAAGCUGAACAAGAAAUCCAGGUUGGUCGAGGUUCUCGUGGUGAUGUUACCAUCCUGCCAACAUUAGUAAUUAAUAAUGUUCAAUAUCGAGGAAAAUUGGAACGAACUGGUGUUUUAAAGGCAAUAUGUGCUGGAUUCAAGGAGACAACUGAACCUCAUAUCUGUUUGAACGGGGAUCUUGAAACAAAUGAGUGUCUAGAGAGAAAUGGUGGCUGUUGGCUGGACAACCGAGGUAACUUAACUGCUUGCAAGGACACAUUUCGGGGUAGAGUUUGUGAGUGCCCUGUAGUGGAUGGUGUUCAAUACAAAGGCGAUGGAUAUACAUCUUGCGCUGCUUUUGGACCGGCAAGGUGCUCCAUAGACAAUGGAGGUUGCUGGUCAGAAUCUAGAAAUGGAGUAACUAUAUCUGCUUGCUCAAAUUCAGAGUUAUCUGGCUGCAAGUGUCCACAAGGAUUCAAAGGGGAUGGUCAUCACUGUGAAGAUAUUGAUGAAUGCAAGGAGCGUAGCGCUUGUCAGUGUGAUGGCUGCAGCUGUAAGAACACUUGGGGUGGAUACAACUGCAAAUGUAAGGGAGGCCAUCUUUAUAUAAAGGAGCAAGAUACUUGUAUUGAGAGACAAGGAUCAAGAUUUGCGUGGUUCAUAACUUUCAUGGUUCUUGCAGCUGUGGCUGGGGUCGGCUUGGCGGGUUACAUAUUCUACAAAUACAGGCUUCGAUCUUACAUGGACUCUGAGAUCAUGGCUAUCAUGUCACAAUACAUGCCUCUAGACAGUCAACAGGCCAAUCGAGUCCAUACUGCCGAGGUAGAACCUCUACGACAAGGCUCAGUAUAAGACUAUGAG